Messenger RNA from Aedes aegypti (yellow fever mosquito), 2203 nucleotides. RefSeq names its product leucine-rich repeat neuronal protein 1. The coding region runs from base 704 to 2143 and encodes 479 amino acids. The record is from RefSeq and is a predicted model, not a curated record. The transcript has a single exon. Gene Ontology annotation, molecular function: protein binding. NCBI's taxonomy places the organism in Eukaryota, Metazoa, Arthropoda, Insecta, Diptera, Culicidae. Gene Ontology annotation, cellular component: extracellular matrix.
AUGCAUCACCUAUAGCAGUCAGUGGAGCGUUCCGUAGAAGGUAGUCUGAUUGAUUCAAUUUCCGUGCUCCAAAUCUGAAAAGUAAUCUAAACUUUGGAACUCACAACAAUUCGAUUGAGAAUCAAAGAAGAGGUACCAGUAUAGAUACGCAUAUAAAAUAAUACUGUUGAUUGAACCACACUUCCGAGAAGCCGGAAAUCAUUUUGCACUAAAGCGAGAAAAGCUAAAGGAAUCGAAUGCACAGAAGUUAUUUGCCUGACUAUUUGUUGGAAAGAGGGUUACUAUAGGAGCUGCUUCAGAUUAUCUGUGAAAAGAAAAUUAUGCGUGUGAAGGACAUUCCCUCGUACGAUUGGAAUGCCAGAAGCCCCAGAGCAGUCGAUGUCACUAGGCGGAAGGGAAAGACCGGCAGUUAAUUAAUGGUUGAUUCAUACUAAUUAAAAACUCUACCUCUCUGGAGAAGGAAGCUUCCAGAAAAGGGAAAAAAAUCCAGGAAGAAGGUACAUUCAGCAGCUGUGAAAAGUGGAAAACGUUGUGAGCUUAAAUAUUUGAUGAGGAAUGAUAAUUUUAAUUAAAAUUAAACUUGUGAUCAACAUAAACUGAUAAGGAAGGUAUAAAUAUAUUGAGGAAAACUCGUAUCAUUGUGGUGCUCAGAAAAGGGAAACCAACCUAACAAAGAGGGGUAAAAUUACCAGAGAAAAAGAGCAUGGCUAAAAUUACGUUCGGAAAAUUGUGCUUUCUAAUUAAUAUUCUGACUGCCUGUGCUGUGAUCGCACAGGCACAGGAAGAUGACACCGGUGCUAUGAUGACUAAGUUGUGUAACUUUGAUAAACCGCUAAUAGAUCCAACCGACGAUGCUGGUGGCAAGUAUUGUGACUGUGAUGUGGAAAAUUCGCCUCCAUGGGGAAUCCCAGUGGUAGUUAUUAGCUGCCAGGAUCAUCACCUACAAAAUGACAUUUUCCAGGCAGAAGUUUUACCGCAAGCAACCAUCAGAUUGGAUUUCUCGUACAAUAAGUUCACGUCGAUUCCAAACUUCAGCGGUGAUAAAUUGAAAUAUCUUAGUAUGCGCAACAACAAGAUAACAACUUUGCAAGAUAAGAACUUUGUCAAUAUUUCCAGCCUGGUGGAGCUGGAUUUAAGUGAAAAUGAAAUCGCGCUUAUCAACAGCAAUGCAUUUGAAGGAUUGAAAAUACUUCGCAAACUGAACCUAGCUGAAAAUCAAAUCAAAACGAUUCAGCCCAAUGCGUUCUCUCCGUUUAACCAUUUGGAACAUUUGGUGCUGUCGAACAAUCCUUUGGGUGAAUUUUUCAACAAAUCAGAAAAUGAUAUUUUCUUAAAGCUCGGCGUUACACCCAGAUUAAGCAUUAUAGAGCUUGAAAACUGUAGCCUCGUUCAGAUAGAUCUCUCCAAUGGAGUUGGUUUAGAUCACAUCAUUCUUAGCUCUAAUCAGCUAACACAGAUUCAAAAACUUCCAAGAGCGCUUUCUCACCUUGAUAUCAGCAACAAUCCUAUUCGAUUGAUGUCAGCAAACUUCCUACCUCAUUUAUCCAACCUUCAAAGUUUAACCAUGGAAGAUAUGCCCAAUCUCUACAGACUAGAUGAAUAUGCACUAUUUGGACUUCCUCGGUUGACACAUCUUAAUUUGCAAGGAUCACGAAAUCUAUCCAUGAUAGAUCCACAUGUUUUUGGAAAAAAUGUAGUGCUGAACGAAACCGACACCGUAUUGGAGGAACUGAUUCUGAAAGGAACUAACGUACGAACGCUGAACUCAUCUCUCCAAUUUGCUUUCGAGCAACUUAAAACGCUAGAUCUCACAGGAACCCCUCUAAAUUGUGACUGUCAAAUUCGAUGGUUGAAAGAAACGUCUUUCACUACGAUGGCAACAUGUGCAAAACCAGCCUCCCUAAGAGGAGCUCAACUAUCCGAGGUGGAUAUCAAUAAGUUGCAAUGCAAAGUAGAGAAAUCAUGGAUCUACACUAUGUUUAACGUGCUUCUAAUAAUCCUUUUGAUCGUACUGGUCAUCGCUGCGGUAUAUCUUGUAUAUAUUGCCAUAAGACCUCGUCAACAAGUGCAGUUGCGAAAAGUUGGAGCCAAUAGUCCUUACGCGAGGGUAACGAUAGAGCCUAAUCAGGCAGAAAAUUUAUAAUAGUUAAAUUAUUUUUUGUUUUAGGAUAUUUAUAAUAAAAUGUAUUUCAAACAUAAAAAA